AUGAAGAGUUCAUUUAUAUUGCUACCGGCCCUAGUGGCGGCCGUUUGGUCAAUUCCAACGCGCACUGACUACAUCCUCCACGAACGUCGCGAUGCUAUACCAAGCCACUGGGCUGGCGAGAAGCGUUUGGACGGCCAGACCAUACUACCUAUGCGAAUUGGUCUGACCCAGUCUAACUUGGACCGGGGUCAUGACCUUCUGAUGGAAGUGUCCACGCCCGGUUCCCAUCGGUACGGCGACCACCUGACGGUUGACGAGGUCCAUGAUCUAUUUGCCCCCUCUCAAGACAGCGUAGAUAGCGUGCGCUCGUGGCUGGAGUCCGCAGGAAUUGCCCCGGAUCGUAUUACCCAGUCGACAAAUAAGCAAUGGCUCCAGUUCGAUGCCGGCACCAACGAAGUCGAACAGCUUCUGAAGACCGAGUUUUACCGUUACUCGCACGCCGGCACUGGCCGGUCCCAUGUGGCUUGCCGGGAAUACCACGUCCCGGAAACUGUGCAAUCGCACAUCGACUAUAUCACGCCCGGUGUCAAGCAUCUGGAGAUUCGGGAGGAGCGACCGGCUGAAAAGCGUAGCCGUGAAAAGCGGUCCUUUGGUAUUCUCCCACCAAUCCUCCGGCCAUUGACCCUGCCUUUGGAGGAGCUACUAGGUCAGUUGUUAGUAUUGUGUGAUGUCGCUGUAACACCUGCCUGCAUUCAGGCCAUGUACAACGUAACCGACGGCGACAAAGCGACGAAGGGCAAUGAGCUCGGUAUCUUCGAGGAUCUAGGUGACAUCUACAGCCAGGAUGACCUGGACCUCUUCUUCUCGACUCUCGCCCAUAAGAUCCCCUCUGGCACACACCCAAUCCUCAACGCCAUCGACGGCGCCCAAGCACCAGCCGACACCACGAACGCCGGCACAGAAUCAGACCUCGACUUCGAGAUCUCGUACCCACUGAUCUGGCCCCAGAACUCGGUCCUCUUCCAAACCGACGACCCUGUCUACCAAAACAACUACACCUACAACGGGUUCCUCAACAACUUCCUCGACGCCAUCGACGGGUCCUACUGCAGCGAGACCUCCCCACUGGACCCACCGUACCCCAACCCAGCGGACGGCGGCUACAAAUCCCCGCGCCAAUGCGGCGUCUACAAGCCCACAACCGUCAUCUCGAUCUCCUACGGCGGCGCCGAAGCCGACCUCCCGAUCGCCUACCAGCGCCGCCAAUGCCAAGAGUUCAUGAAACUGGGCCUGCAGGGCGUGUCCAUCGUCGUGGCCUCCGGCGACUCCGGCGUGCAGGGCCGCGGCGGCUCGCCGACGCCCAGCGGCUGCCUCGGCAACGAUAACAAGGUCUUCGCCCCGGAUUUCCCAGCAACAUGUCCCUACCUCACCACCGCGGGCGGCACAUACCUGCCCCCCGGGGCGGACGUCCACGCCCACGAAGAACAAGCAACGACCAGCUUCCCCUCCGGCGGCGGAUUCAGUAACAUCUACCAACGGCCGGCGUACCAGAACGCCGCCGUCGAGGAAUACUUCAACACCACCCAGCUCUCCUACCCCUACUACGAAAGCGUCGAUAACAGUAGCUUUGCUGCCAACGGCGGAAUCUAUAAUCGGAUCGGGCGGGCCUAUCCCGAUGUUGCUGCUAUUGCGGAUAAUGUGCUGGUUUUUAACAAAGGGUUGCCGACGCUGGUCGGGGGGACGUCUGCCGCAGCGCCCGUUUUUGCGGCCCUGUUGACCAGGAUUAAUGAGGAGAGACUUGCCGUUGGGAAGAAGACGGUGGGGUUUGUGAAUCCCGUGCUGUAUGCUAAUCCGGGGGUGUUCUUUGAUGUGACCAAGGGGAGUAAUCCGGGCUGUGGCACGGAGGGUUUCCCGGCUGCGAAGGGGUGGGAUCCGGUUACUGGGCUUGGGACACCGAAUUAUCCACAGUUGGUGGAGUUGUUCAUGGGAUUGGAUUGA
Molecule: messenger RNA, 1938 nt
Organism: Aspergillus bombycis
Lineage: Eukaryota; Fungi; Ascomycota; Eurotiomycetes; Eurotiales; Aspergillaceae
Product: S53 family peptidase
Exons: 5
Coding region: 1-1938 (645 amino acids)
Biological process (GO): proteolysis
Molecular function (GO): serine-type endopeptidase activity; tripeptidyl-peptidase activity
Source: RefSeq, a predicted model, not a curated record